Messenger RNA from Lathyrus sativus (Indian pea), 1068 nucleotides. Lineage: Eukaryota; Viridiplantae; Streptophyta; Magnoliopsida; Fabales; Fabaceae. The record is from the annotation of a GenBank genome assembly.
AUGGAAGGGAUGAUGCAACUACCGUACAACACGACGGUGAAGCUCAUGCUCGGUUCACUCGAACGCAACCUGCUUCCUGACGCCGUCAUCAGAAGACUCACGCGCUUGCUUUUGGCCACUCGCCUUCGAUCUUCUUACAAACCUUCUUCUGAACUUCAGCUCUCUGAUCUUCUCCAAUUUGCACAUUCUUUACAAGAGAUGCCUAUUGCUGUUAGUACUGAUAAGCCAAAAUCUCAGCAUUAUGAGUUACCAACCUCUUUCUUUAAGCUCGUUCUUGGAAGCAAUCUCAAAUACAGUUCAUGUUAUUUCUCUUCUGCCUCGAAGACCUUGAAAGAUGCUGAAGAAGAAAUGUUGAAACUGUACUGCGAGAGAUCAAACCUGAAAGAUGGUCAUACAGUUCUUGACGUCGGAUGCGGUUGGGGUUCGCUGACUUUAUACAUUGCCAAGAAUUACAGUAAUUCCAGGGUUACAGGAAUCUGCAAUUCCACAACUCAAAAAGCUUUUAUCGAGGAGAAAUGCAUGGAGCUGCAACUGCAAAAUGUGGAUAUCAUUGUUGCGGACAUUAGCACGUUUGAAAUGGAAGCUUCUUAUGACAGAAUAUUUUCCAUUGAAAUGUUUGAGCAUAUGAAGAACUACAAAGAUCUUCUCAACAAGAUAUCCAAAUGGAUGAAAGAGGAUGGUCUUUUAUUUGUUCAUCAUUUCUGCCACAAAGCAUUUGCCUACCACUUUGAGGACAAAAAUGAAGAUGAUUGGAUUACACGAUACUUCUUUACCGGAGGAACUAUGCCUGCAGCAAAUCUACUUCUUUAUUUCCAAGAUGAUGUUACUGUCGUCAACCAUUGGCUCGUAAAUGGGAAGCACUAUGCGCAGACCAGUGAAGAGUGGCUCAAAAGAAUGGAUAAGAACAUGGCUUCCAUCAAGCCAAUUAUGGAAUCAACAUACGGCAAAGAUUCGGCUACUAAAUGGACUGUCUACUGGAGAACAUUUUUCAUAGCUGUAGCAGAACUUUUUGGAUACAAUAAUGGUGAAGAAUGGAUGGUUGUACACUUUCUUUUCAAAAAGAACUAA